Daldinia caldariorum is the source of this 855-nucleotide messenger RNA. RefSeq names its product nucleophile aminohydrolase. The coding region runs from base 123 to 734 and encodes 203 amino acids. Gene Ontology annotation, biological process: proteasomal protein catabolic process. Gene Ontology annotation, cellular component: proteasome core complex; proteasome core complex, beta-subunit complex; cytosol. Gene Ontology annotation, molecular function: peptidase activity. The record is from RefSeq and is a predicted model, not a curated record. Lineage: Eukaryota; Fungi; Ascomycota; Sordariomycetes; Xylariales; Hypoxylaceae. The transcript is spliced from 3 exons.
CACACUGGACGUUCACAUACAGCGCCCAGUGCCCUAGGAAACAAGAGCUUCUUUAACAACUACAAAAAACUACAAACAACAACUGAGCUCACCACCCCCACUACCCGAAUAAAUAUCCCAAAAUGGAGGUACUAAUAGGAAUCACCGGCAAGGACUUCACCUUAAUCGCAGCUUCUAAAGCUGCGAUGCGGGGAGCAACCAUCCUUAAGGCCUCUGAUGACAAGACGAGAUCGCUCAACAAGCACACGCUAAUCGCCUUCUCUGGAGAAGCUGGCGAUACAAUCCAAUUCUCCGAGUAUAUCCAGGCGAAUGCCCAGCUUUAUUCGAUGCGGAACGAGACAGAUUUAUCCCCCACGGCGCUUGCACAUUACGUCCGCGGCGAGCUUGCGUCAAGCUUAAGAUCUAGAAAACCGUACAACGUCAACCUGCUACUAGGAGGCGUCGACCCCAUCACCCACAAGCCCAGCCUAUACUGGCUGGACUACCUUGCGGCUCUCGCAUCUGUCCCGUAUGCGGCGCACGGCUACGCACAAUACUACUGCCUCUCGAUCCUGGACAAGCACCACCACCCGGAUAUGACGUUUGUGCAAGGGCUUAAGGUGCUUGAGAUGUGCACAGACGAACUGAAGCGACGUUUACCUAUUGAUUUCAAGGGCAUGACGGUCAAGGCGGUUACGAAAGAUGGCAUUCGGGAGGUUGAGUUCAAGGAUGACAAGAUUGUUAAGAGCGCAUAAAGAAAGUGAUAUUAUCUACCUGGCAACCCAACGUGUAACAUUAGGAUCCCAGGCUGGGGGGUGAGAAACCGCACAACACAACACAGCCUGGUAGCCAAGUCCCAGGCCGGCCUAUCAAAAC